Messenger RNA from Prunus armeniaca (apricot), 585 nucleotides. The record is from the annotation of a GenBank genome assembly. Lineage: Eukaryota; Viridiplantae; Streptophyta; Magnoliopsida; Rosales; Rosaceae.
AUGCCUCCCUCCUCUGAUCCCUACCGCCGCAACCACAAUCAUGUAAUUCCACAGCCACGGCCGCCGCCUCCAAAAUCCAAUCCAAAGCUUCUCUCUCUCAUCAUCAAAGCCCUGGUUAUGACCUCCAUAACCUCCCUCUUCUUCCUCUUCGUCGGCCUCGCCGCCAUCGUCCUCUUCCUCUUCCUCGCCGCCGGCGCUCUCCACCGCCGCCGAGCCCAAUCCCCCCUCCCCUCAUCUGGGUUUUCCUCCGGACACCUCAAGGCCCUUCCCCAGUUCCGCUUCAGAGCCCAGCCCCAAUCCCAAAUGACGUCGUCCUCGCCGACGCCGACGGACUGCGUCGUUUGCCUGGACGAGUUUCGCGAUGGGCAGUGGUGCAGGAAACUCGCUGCGUGCAACCACGUGUUCCAUAGGCGGUGCGUGGACACGUGGCUGGUGAAGGUGUCCGCGUGCCCGAUUUGCCGUACCCGUGUGCGGUUAGAUUCUGGGGACGCGGACACGGUGGUUGGUUUGGAUGGAGAAGAAGAGGCCAAGUACGUGUGGAAUUUUAAUAGGAACAGUAAUGAUUUGAGGGUGAGGGUUUGGUAG